AUGGCAGCAGCGAGCAAAGCCCCAGCGUGGAAAUUCCACGUGUUCCUCAGUUUCAGGGGAGAAGACACACGCAACAAAUUCACCGAUCACCUAUACGCUGCAUUUAAUGGCAGUGGCCUCGCCGUUUUCAAAGACGACAGAGAACUCCAGAGAGGACAAGUAAUCGCGAGCGAGCUCCCCAAAGCGAUUGAAGAAUCGCUCUCUUCGGUCGUGGUUCUUUCUCCGCACUACGCUUCUUCUCGGUGGUGCUUGAACGAGCUUCUCAAGAUACUUGAAUCGCGAACGCAAUUCAGUCGAUUCGUUUUUCCGAUCUUCUACGACGUGGAUCCCUCCGAUGUGAGGCACCAGCGAGGAUCUUUUGCGCAAGCUUUCGCGAAGCAUGGGGAAAGGUUUGGAUGUGAGAGUGAGAAGGUUCGAAGGUGGAGACAAGCCUUGACGGACGUUGCAGAUUUGUCUGGCUGGACCUCUAGGAAUUGGCCAGAAACGGAACUCAUUGAAGAAAUUGUUGCAGAGGUCUGGGAAAAUUUACAACCUCAUUUGCCAUCCUAUUAUGAUGAACUGGUUGGAAUUGAUUCAAGGAUAAACAACCUUUAUUCCCUUUUAAGGACAGGGUCAGAGGAAGUUCGCUUUUUGGGGAUAUGGGGUAUGGGUGGCAUAGGAAAGACAACUCUAGCCAAAUUUGUCUAUAAGAAAAUCCAUAAACAAUUUGAUAUUAGUUGCUUUCUUGACAAUGUUAGAGAGGUUUCUAGUGAAAGAGAUGGUCUGCUUUGCUUACAAAGAAAAUUGCUUUCUCAUCUGAAAAUUAGAAGCAUGAGAAUUGAAAGUUUGGACCAAGGGAAGGAAACAAUACGGAAUCUCUUAUUCAAUAAAAAAGUUCUGCUUGUGCUUGAUGAUUUAAGUUCUGAUAUCCAACUAGAGACUUUAGCUGGAAAGCAAGAAUGGUUUGGACCAGGGAGCAGAGUAAUAAUAACGACUAGAGACAAGCAUCUACUAGCAUCACUAGACGUUUGUGAAAAUUAUGAUGUUCAAAUUUUAAAUAGUGAAGAAUCCCUUCAACUUUUUUGUCAGAAGGCGUUCAAAGGAGAAAAACCUGAAGAAGCUUACGUAGAAUGGUCAAAAUGUGUGGUUCAAUGUGCAGGAGGCAUUCCUUUGGCUCUCAAAGUGCUGGGUUCAUUCCUUUGUGGAAGAAGCGCAUCCAUAUGGGAGGAUGCUUUGAAAAUGUUAAGGCAGGAUCUACAAAAUGAUGUUUACAAGACUCUAAGAAUAAGUUUUGAUGGAUUACGAGAUAUGGAAAAGGCUAUAUUUCUAGAUAUUGCUUGUUUUUUCAAGGGAAGCACCAAAGAUCACGUGACACAAAUAUUGAAAAAUUGUGGUCUCAAUCCAUUGAUUGCUAUAGACGUUCUAAUUGAAAAAUCAUUGGUAACUUAUGAUGGAUGGCAUUUGGGGAUGCACGAUUUGCUUCAAGAAAUGGGUAGGAAUAUCGUUCUCCAAGAAUCUCCUAAUGAUGCUGGCAAGCGGAGUAGGUUAUGGACUCUCAAGGACAUUGAUCAAGUAUUCCGAAAUAAUAAAGGAACUGAAUCCAUUCAAGCUAUAGUUCUAAAUCUGCCAGAGCCUUAUGAAGCAUGUUGGAACCCAGGAGCGUUCUCAAAGAUGAGUAAUCUUAGACUUCUCAUGAUAUUAAAUAAAUUGCACCUGCCACUUGGUCUCAAGUCUCUGCCCAGUGGAUUAAAAGUUCUUGUAUGGAAGGAAUAUCCUCUCGAAUCGUUGCCAGUUGGAGCUCAACUAGAUGAACUUGUUGACCUUGAUAUGUGUCAUAGCAAAAUAAAACACCUUUGGAGAGGAACAAAGUUUCUGGGAAAUUUGAAGACCAUCAAUUUGAGAAAUUCCAAAGAUCUGCAUAUAACUCCAGAUUUCACUGGAAUCCCAAAUCUUGAAAAAUUGGAUCUUGAAGGCUGCAUAAACCUAGUUGAGGUGCAUGCAUCUCUUGGACUACUUAAAAAGAUUUCAUAUGUGACAUUAGAAGAUUGCAAAAAUCUCAAAAUCCUUCCAAGAAAAUUGGUAAUGGAUUCUUUAAAACGUCUAAUUCUUUCAGGCUGCUCAGCAGUUAGAAAACUUCCUGAGUUCGGGGAAAAUAUGAAAAAUUUGUCCAUGCUUGCUCUAGAGGAGACUUCCAUAGCUGAACUGCCUUCAUCUGUUGGUCAUUUGACAGGUUUAAAGAACUUGCUUUUAGCAGGUUGCAAAAGUAUUGUUUGCCUUCCAAAAACCAUUUCUAAUUUGAAAUCUCUCAUAAGGCUCAAUAUCUCUGGUUGCUCAAAAUUUUCUAAGCUGCCUGAUAAUUUGAAUGAAAAUGAGGCAUUGGAGUGUCUUAAUGUGAGUGAGACUGCUAUAAGAGAAGUGCCUCCAUCCAUUGUUUUCUUAAAAAACCUUAGACUACUUUUAUUUCGUGGAUGCAAAGGACUAUCAUCAAACUCUCAUAGCUCACUUUUCUCUUUGAAGAAGAUUUUUGGUCCGAUUCCCAAGAGAUUAGUUUUGCCUUCUUUUUCUGGUUUGUACUCACUGAAGAAACUCGACUUAAGCUAUUGCAAUCUCCAUGAUGGAUCAAUUCCUGAUGAUCUUGGCUGCUUAUCAUCACUGGUAACAUUAGAUCUAAGUGGGAACAAUUUUGUACAACUUCCUGCCGGCUGCAUCUCUAAACUUUUGAAGCUAGAGAAACUUUUAUUGAAGUUCUGCCCAAACCUGCAAUCAUUUCCUAAGCUGCCACCAAAUGUGCAUUAUGUAAAUGCAAGUGAUUGUGGUUCAAUGAAACCUUUAUCAGAUCCACGGCAGAUAUGGGGUCACUUGGCAUCAUUUGCCUUCGAUAAGUUGCAAGAUGCCAAACAGCUUAAAACUUUAUUAGUAAGUCCGGGAAACGAAAUUCCAUCAUUCUUUUUCUAUCAAAAGUAUUUCAACCAAGUUCAAGACAUAGAAUACUUAAAAGAUAACUACAUUUGGGCUGAUUCUACUGUGUCAAUAUCAAUGGACUUGGCUGAACUUCGUCAUCGUUAUUAUAGAUGUGAAUGGUGGGGAAUUUUGGUUUGCCUUGUUGUGGAAGAUGUGGUGUCUUCACCUUCCCAGGACUAUCGCAUUGGUUGGAUUUCAAAAGUUCCUACCAUCAACAACUUUUUGCAUCAGCUAUGUCACAAGUUGGAACAUGGAUUCAUUUCAGGAAUCCCGAAUCAUAAAUAUCCUCACCUGUUGAUUUUAUAUCUUCCGUUCUGUCCAUCUCGCUGGUUUUAUGUUAAAGACAAGUUUCAAUUAAUAUUUUUCAGUUCUAGUCUUAAGAGUAAGCUGGUGAUAAAGAAAUGUGGAUGGAGAAUAUUAUGUAAGGAAAAUGCUGAAAGCUGGCGCAAAAAACUGUCUGAAUGCAACACUGCUUCAGCCAACCUAUGUAUUCCACGUGGGGUUGGCUUAUCUCCUCUUUUUGCUUCUUGGAGUUGGAUAUGCCAUCUAAAGGUUCCCCAACGUUGCAAGACUUUCCUCUUGUCAGUCCUGUGCGAUCGCUUGCCUGGUAAUGCAAGGUGCAGGUUCUGCAUCUUGGAAGGUACUAUCAUCCAUGUUUUACGAGAUUGUAGACGAGCUGUUGCAAUCUGGGUUCAAAUGGUUCCCGCUGACGUGCGUGAUGAAUUUUUUUCAAUGUCGCUUCAUGACUGGAUGCAUAGAUUCCUUCAGAAACCUUGGUUGCCAAAUAAUUACCGGGACUAUGAUGCUGACUGUUUGAGGUUUACCAUCACGACUUGGCUGCUUUGGAAGGAUAGAAAUAGUUCCAUCAUCGAGGGAAAUUCUCCAACAGAUAAUAAUGGGUUGUAUUCUCUAAUUCAGUCGCUAGUAAAAGAAUAUGCAAUGUUUUUGCAUCUAAAUGGGGAAGAGGGUACUUCUGCUGUGAGUUCUCUCUCCGAGAACUCACGUCUAAAGCAUUUUAUUAAGUUGAACGUGGGUAGCUGCUUCCUGGGAAAUCCUAGCAUAGCGGGUUAUGGAGGUCUCUUUCGUGAUGUGGAAGGGAAUUGGCUCAGUGGGUUCUAUGGAUCUCUGGGCGUUACAACAACUGUGAAAGCGGAGCUUCAUACCAUUUGUCAGGGUUUGAUCACAGCUUGGGAUUUGGGUUACAGAAAUGUACUGGUUGAAACCGAUUCAUCUGAAGCUAUACAUCUGAUUGAGGAGGCUAAUAUUGAGGAUCAUGCCUAUGGUGACUUGCUAGCUGGCAUACACUCCCUCAAGCAAAGAAACUGGUCCUUGAAUUUGAUCCAUUCUCUCAGGGAAGAUAAUGCAUGCGCAGACAUUUUAGCAAAACUUGGAGCUGAGCAACAUAAGGUCUAUUGCUUCCUGGCUGAUCCACCUGAGCAGCUUCGGCUGGCAUUGAUGGCUGAUGCAUUAAAUGUUCAACUUCCUUGCCUGUAGUUCCUUUUUUAUUUUUUUUUCAAUGUUCCUAGGUUGAAUUAUGACUUGGAGCAACAGAAGUUCCUUGUGAAGAGCAAUGAUCCUUACUCCUCAAUGAACUUAAUAAUGGAGAAGAAGCAACUUGGUCUGAUGCAGAAGUAGAAACACAAACUGAUAGGGAAAACUUGGAUACAGUGUAAUGCCUCUUGUAAGUCUAUUCUUUGCCUCGCGUCUUUAACUAAUUAACAUGGGAUUUGAGGUUAUUAGCCUUUUG
Molecule: messenger RNA, 4687 nt
Organism: Abrus precatorius (Indian licorice)
Lineage: Eukaryota; Viridiplantae; Streptophyta; Magnoliopsida; Fabales; Fabaceae
Product: TMV resistance protein N-like
Exons: 5
Coding region: 1-4434 (1477 amino acids)
Biological process (GO): signal transduction; defense response
Molecular function (GO): nucleic acid binding; RNA-DNA hybrid ribonuclease activity; ADP binding
Source: RefSeq, a predicted model, not a curated record